This is a messenger RNA of Drosophila miranda, 2453 nucleotides long. RefSeq names its product low-density lipoprotein receptor-related protein 4-like. The coding region runs from base 84 to 2255 and encodes 723 amino acids. NCBI's taxonomy places the organism in Eukaryota, Metazoa, Arthropoda, Insecta, Diptera, Drosophilidae. The record is from RefSeq and is a predicted model, not a curated record. The transcript is spliced from 7 exons.
CCCCAAUAUCAAAUGCGGUAGCUUUGGAUGUUGACAGAGAUACGGGAAACAUUUUUUGGUCUGACACUAUCGAAAAUGUCAUAAUGAGUUCAAGCCCCGAUGGUCUGCACGUUCAUAAAGUGGUUGGAGACAGCUUGGAUAAUCCUGAUGGCUUGGUGGUUGAUUCGAUUGGUCGUACAAUUUAUUGGGCCGAUGCAGGACGCCACACAAUCGAGGUGGCAAGUGUUGACGGCAGUAACCGUCAUAUUAUAGCCUACAAAGAUCUCGAGUCUCCACGGGGUCUUGCUCUUGAUUAUGAAGCGGGUCUAUUAUUUUGGACUGAUUGGGGACAUUACCGAAAGAUCGAGCGAUCUCAUUUAGAUGGUAAUGAACGAUCACGAAUUGUUACUGCCAACCUCGGAUGGCCAAAUGGCCUAUCACUUGAUUUAAAAAGCAAGCGCGUUUACUGGGUGGAUGCGCGUCUAAAGACUAUUGACUCCUGUGACUACACAGGGAACCAGCGCAAGUUAAUUAUGUCCUCCUUACACCAUCCUUAUGCCUUAGCUCUCACUGAAGAACAUAUUUAUUGGACAGACUGGAAGUCAAAGGCUUUACACAUGACUGAAAGGCGAAACAUAACCGCAAAGCAUGAUGUAAUGAAUAACAUUGAUGGACUUAUGGAUAUUAAAGUAAUUUAUCAGCGUCAAUCUAUGACGAAAAACGUGUGUGGUCGAAAUAAUGGUGGAUGCUCUCACCUCUGUUUACGUAAUCCAUCAAGUUACACUUGCCAAUGCCCCAUUGGACUGCGGUUGCAAGAAAACAGUACAACACAAUGUCAGAGUCUUCCCGAAGACUACCUCCUCAUAGCCUUGCGUUCUGGAAUUGGAAUGAUUUCAUUAAACACUGGAGACUACAUGGAUGUGGUGUUGCCUAUAAAUGGAGUUCAUGGAGCUGUUGUCCUUGAUUACCAUUACCGGAAAAAUUUUCUUUUUUUUGCCGAUGUGAAUUUGGAUGUGAUACGGAGAGUUAAUCUGUUGAACUUUACUGAUAGCAAAGUUAUAGUGAGCACAGAAGUUCUAACACCCAAUGGUAUAGCUGUCGACUGGAUUGCUGAAAAUCUAUACUGGUCCGAUACUGAUCGUAAGUUGAUCGAAGUUGCACGGAUUGAUGGCAGCUGCCGUAAAAGACUAAUCGAAGAAGACCUUGGUGACCCGCGGUCACUUAUAGUCCAUCCGAAAAAAGCAUUUCUGUUUUGGACAGAUUGGAGCUCACCUGCGAAAAUCGAACGAAGCUUCUUAGAUGGUACCAACCGUACGGUAAUUGUAACUUCCGGAAUUGGCUUUCCAACAGGCCUUACUAUUGAUUUCGAAAACCGGCGUCUGCUAUGGGCUGACGCGUUGGAAGACAACAUUGGCCAAGUUGACUUUAAUGGCAAGCGCCGUCAGACUAUUAUACAGUAUGCACCGCACCCAUUUGGUUUAACCAUGUUUGACAACAAUUUAUUUUGGACUGAUUGGUACAAUAAGUCGGUGUACCGUUCACAGAGUGUACCAAGAAGCGGAUACGUUAAAGUGCGUGAUGCUCUAAGUGGUGCAUUGGACAUACGCGCCGUCUCUUUGCACCGCCAGGCUAAAAGCUGGAAUCACUGUGCUCAGGAAAAUGGUGGUUGUUCGGUUCUGUGUUUAUAUCGUGCAGUUGAUUAUGUGUGCGCCUGCCCCGACCGAUCCGAUCCAAAUGAGCCUGUAUGUUCCACGAGGCCAAAGGUGUUGGUUCAUGCCCGCUUGGAUAACGAUCAACACGCUGAAUACUCCGAUGAACUCACAGAGGAUUCUGCGCCGCCAAAACAGUUUGGUGACUUAAAUACCGAAGAUCAACAAGAGAAAAAUCGCAAAAUUGAUAAUGAGCGGGAGUUCUUUGUUCUCGUCGCGCUAGGUGUGGUCAUUAUCAUGGUUGUUAUAAUAAUGCUUGUCAUUUUCAUGCUUGCAUUUAAUACAAAUCGAAAAAAACAGAAGCGUAACACUCGCGGUUCCAGUAGAUCUGUACUAACCUUUUCAAAUCCGAAUUACAACGUCGAUGGUACACCCAUGGAACCAAAAACGAAUAUUUGGAAGCGAUUUAAAUACGAUAAAUCGAUUCAGGAACGCGCCGGGACUUAUGAAGAACGAAGUUUGACGACAGAAACUGCAUCCUCCAGCCUCUUCGUUCCGACACCAUCACCGAUGGCAUCACCGUCAACCAAAACAAUCCAACUGACAACGCUCUCGACUAUCACAUAAACUGCGAAAAACACGAACGGCUUUAUAUAAGCAAGUCACAUGACAUAUUUACCAAAAACAACUCUCUUAUAACCAUAAUAUUCUGUAAAAAUUAUGAUAAAUAUGAAUGAUAAGCUGCUUACCUCGAAACAGCUUUCUCGAUCUCUUUGGACUAUUUUUGGCUUUACUUGAAUUAAAAGUAAAAUCUAUUUCUUAGAA